This is a messenger RNA of Diaporthe citri, 492 nucleotides long. RefSeq lists its product as uncharacterized. The record is from RefSeq and is a predicted model, not a curated record. Lineage: Eukaryota; Fungi; Ascomycota; Sordariomycetes; Diaporthales; Diaporthaceae. The transcript is spliced from 2 exons. Bases 1 to 492 code for a protein of 163 amino acids.
AUGGGGCGCUUCGAAAUAACCCGCUCGGGCCCAAUCCCAGCCGGCGUGAACAAAGAAAAGGCGGUAGCGGUGCUGCACGACCACGACGGCUACUUCCGCGCGGCAGAGCACUACAAGGAGCACAAGGAGCUCCCCAGCGACAGCGGCGCCGACCACAAGGUCCCCUCGGCGAUCCAGGCCCGCAGCGCGGGCUCCGCGGCCGACGUCAAGGUCUACACCGUGCGCAACGACGUGCCCAACCCCGUCUUUGACUCCAACGUCAACACCGAGUACGAGGUCGUCGACCUGGUGGACGGGAUUUGGUACCGUGCCAGCUCGGCGAUGGGCGUCGUGAACGAGGGGCUUUGGACGGUCGAGGAGGGGCCAGGUGGGCUGGAGUUGCGUGUGAACAUCCAGGUCGAUUGUAACGCGAUGCUGAAGGGGCUGGUUAAGGGUCAGGUUCAAUCUGGUGUUGAGCAGAUUCACAAGAACCUGCUUGCUGUCAUGGCGUGA